AUGAUUAGAGGGCAGAUGAGUGGGAUAAUGUUAAAGCUAAUAGUUCUGCACAAAUGCAUGUUCUCCUGUUUCCCCCACCCAGUAAAACCACACAUAUACUACAAAACGUUAGUGUUUAGUGUGGCCUGAGAAACUUCUGACUGUAUAGAACUGAAACUAGGUUUGGGACGUAAAUCAGCCACCAGCAUAAGACUUGAUUACAUGAGUUGGAUGGAGCAGUUCAAAUAUAUAUUGAGCUGACUAUUAGGUGGGACAGUUCUCUAAGCAUAAGCAAAAUAAUUCAUCUUGGGCAUCCUUAAAACUGUUGCAGUAUGGCAGAUGUUAAGCAUGUUUUGAUUUGUUCCAGUAGCCGGAUCGAGCUGGGAGAUGUGACGCCACACAACAUUAAGCAGCUGAAGAGGCUAAACCAGGUCAUUUUCCCUGUCAGCUACAAUGACAAGUUCUACAAGGAUGUACUGGAGGUUGGCGAACUUGCCAAACUAGCCUAUUUCAAUGAUAUUGCAGUGGGAGCAGUGUGCUGUAGGGUGGAUCACUCCCAGAAUCAGAAGAGACUGUACAUUAUGACACUUGGAUGCCUGGCACCCUACCGAAGGCUAGGAAUAGGAACUAAAAUGCUGAAUCAUGUCUUAAACAUCUGUGAAAAAGACGGCACUUUUGACAACAUCUAUCUGCAUGUCCAGAUCAGCAACGAAUCUGCAAUUGACUUCUACAGAAAGUUUGGCUUUGAGAUCAUUGAGACGAAGAAGAACUAUUACAAGAGGAUAGAGCCUGCAGAUGCUCACGUGCUGCAGAAAAACCUCAAAGCCCCUUGUCUUGGCCAGAAUGCAGAUGUGCAAAAGACCGACAACUGAGCAAAACCCCAGUGGACACUUUCUUGCACUUGCUUGUCGCCAAAUAAGGAAAGAGAGGCCUUUUUUUUUUUUUUUUGAUUGGUGGGUGUUUUGUUUUGUUUUAUUUUGUUUUGUUUUUUUACUCCACCCCUUCCCCUUAAUUUUUUUUCUUGACCUCUCUCCAACAAAAUGUAAUGCUUCUUCCAAGGAUUGUCCAGUCACGUUUGGGGUUGGGUUUUGAUUUUUUUUUUUUGUUUUUUUUUUAGCUCUCA
Molecule: messenger RNA, 1102 nt
Organism: Ficedula albicollis (Collared flycatcher)
Lineage: Eukaryota; Metazoa; Chordata; Aves; Passeriformes; Muscicapidae
Gene: NAA50
Product: N(alpha)-acetyltransferase 50, NatE catalytic subunit
Exons: 4
Coding region: 312-851 (179 amino acids)
Biological process (GO): mitotic sister chromatid cohesion
Cellular component (GO): NatA complex
Molecular function (GO): acyltransferase activity, transferring groups other than amino-acyl groups
Source: RefSeq, a predicted model, not a curated record